Molecule: messenger RNA, 2748 nt
Organism: Cyprinus carpio (common carp)
Lineage: Eukaryota; Metazoa; Chordata; Actinopteri; Cypriniformes; Cyprinidae
Exons: 2
Coding region: 682-2748 (688 amino acids)
Molecular function (GO): nucleic acid binding; zinc ion binding
Source: RefSeq, a predicted model, not a curated record
AGAAGCGGAAUGAGUUUUCACGGUGUUCAUGGUGCAUGGUGCUCGUUGAGAGGAAGAAAUAAAUUGACACCCGUUUGAAACUCUCUGCGUCUUGAUCAAUAUAUCCGAGGGGCCGCUACAGUGAAAACUCAUCGCUGCACCAGCCCUGCCAUCCCUGGUGAGAAGCUGAUGCCAUCACAUCUGAAGUCCAACCACCAACCUAAUACCGGCCAGUUUACUUCGCUUGCAUCCAACUCCUGCACACAGGCAAGACUUAAAAUGGACAGCAUGCUUAAGGUACAGCUAGAGCUGCAAAAAGAGACACUGGGUGCAAAGGAGCAAAAAAGCUGAAAAGGGACAAUCUUUUACACACGCUUGCUGAAGUGACUCAAAUAAUAAUAUGGUAUUAUAAGGUCAAAAUAUCUUGCAAGCUAAUUCUCAGUUCCUAACGCUUCUAAAACUGGUGACUAUUUCAAGAAACUAGCCCAUGCGCUUGGGUCAUGUCUGUUUAUGAAAAGGUUAAAAGGGUUGUUUUGUUGUUACUGUUUUAAGCUAAAAAUCCUUUUAGAUGUCCAUAAUCUGUUAAUGCGUGGCAUAAAUAUUACUCUGUGGUAAAGGAUAACUACAGCUUAUAAAUGUAAAUUCAGGCGUUGGACAAUCGAAGGCUACACUCGACUUAAAGCAGCAGCACAAACAAACAAGAUGUCACUUAAAGACAACCCAUGCAGGUCCAGCUCACGUGAAAGAAAGCUAACAGAGAAAGGCCAAGAGAUGCAUGACCAAGACACCAGAAAACGUGAGAAAGCAUUUAACAAGACCUAUGACGCUUGGAAGCUGGUAGCAAGGGAGACUAGGACAAAAUUAAAAACCCUCUGUUCAUCAGAAGACCUUAUUGAAUUACAGCAAGACAUUCAAGCAAAGCAUGAUGGCGUGUGCCAGCAGUAUGAACCUCUACUUCGUAACAGUAACACCACACCAGAGAUUGUAAAGAAAAUGGAUGCCUGUGUUACGCUAACAAAAGACAUUCGUGACCUUAUUAGUAACCGUCUAGAGACUAUUAAUCAAGAUUAUAAUGAUCAACUUGAGAAGGAAAGGGUAAGAGAAACAUUAAACAAAGAUGAAUAUGGGUCUGUCUUUGGCCACACUAAAACUGAAACGGUAAGCUCAGCGGAGUCACCGGAGAGAUUGAGCAACCACUCCAGCUCAACCAGUACCCACAGCAGUAGAGUAGAUGCACAAGCAGAGCUUGCGGCUAAGCUGGAACAAUCAAAAGCCAUGAAAGAAAUCCAAGCACAGCAAGCACAUCUUCACAAGUUAGAAGGUGAAUGGAAACUUAAAGAGGCAAAAAUGUUAGUAGAAAUAAAACAAAAAGAGUUGGAAAUGCAACAACAGUUGGAACAAGAGAGAACCAAAUUGCAGCAGUUACAAGCAGCAAAAGACGUUGCCAUAGCAGCAGCUCGUGUGAGAGCAUAUGACAAUUUUGAAGGGUUUGAGAACCAUGAUGAGGAGAUUAAUGACCAAACUAACUCUGCUUGUUACAGAAAGCAAAAUGAACCUCGAUUAAAUCCUGAUGCUGCAUCAUUCCAUCCACACCAAGCUGCUCCUGAGGUGACAAUGACCCAGGAGUCUGUCAGUCUAGCCCAGGUAAUCGCCAGCUCAUUAAGCAUGAACCGCUUGCCGGUCCCUGAACCAACCACGUUCCGUGGUGACCCUUUACAGUUUACAGAUUGGAGGAUGACAUUCAUAGCUCUUAUUGAUAGAAAACCCCUCCCACCAAGUGAGAAGAUGUUUUAUUUAAAAAAUUAUCUUGCUGGAGAGGCGCGCAAAGCGGUAGAAGGUUUCUUUUAUCGAGAUUCAGAAAGUGCAUUCAAUGGAGCAUGGAAAGUCUUACAAGACAGAUAUGGGAACCCGUUCAUCAUACAAAAGGCUUUCAGAGAUAAGCUCAUGAGAUGGCCAAAGAUCAACACAAACGAUCCACUAGCACUACAAGAGUUCGCUGACUUCCUCCAAGGCUGCACUGAGGCGAUGCCCCACGUCAAAGGACUAGCUAUCCUUAACGAUUGUGAGGAAAACCACAAGUUGCUCAAAAAAUUACCAGAAUGGAUUGUGCGCAAGUGGAGUCGAAUUGUUGUAGAGGAACUUGACACAUCCGGAAGCUAUCCAGAUCUUGCAUGCUUCACAAACUUCCUGAGCAAAGAGGCACGGAUAGCCUGUAACCCUAUUGCUUCUCCAUUGUUGAUGAACUUCAGGGCCACAAAUGAAAGAUCACCAAAGAGAGCCAAAGCUCUCAACACAAAUACACAAACAAAGAGUUUCGCUCAGGAGAAACAAGAAACAAACGGCAGUAAACCAAAAUCACCUUGCUUCAUCUGUAAAAGUGAAGCUCAUAACAUCACCAAGUGCCCCACCUUCGCAGCAAAGAGUAGUGAAGACAAAAAAGCAUUCAUCUGUGAAAAUCGGCUCUGCUUUGGGUGCUUGAGGAAGGGUCACAUGACCAAAGAUUGUAAGAGACGACACACAUGCAGCAUAUGCAGCCGUCGUCACACAACCUGCUUGCACGAUGACAGGAAACAAAGACCUGUGGAAGCAACAACGAAUAGCUCCACUUCCACAGAAAAACCAUGCAAGCUUGGAAACGCACAAUGUCGUAUCCCAUGCAUCAACACAACGUGCUUCCGCUACCUCAAGUAUCGUCCCAGUCCUUGUGUCUUCAAUACAAGAGCCACACAGAGAAGUACUUACAUACGCAAUACUGGACACACAGAGUGA